This is a messenger RNA of Oncorhynchus keta (chum salmon), 1128 nucleotides long. RefSeq names its product charged multivesicular body protein 2b-like. Lineage: Eukaryota; Metazoa; Chordata; Actinopteri; Salmoniformes; Salmonidae. The record is from RefSeq and is a predicted model, not a curated record. The transcript has 6 exons. Gene Ontology annotation, biological process: endosome transport via multivesicular body sorting pathway; protein transport; late endosome to vacuole transport. Gene Ontology annotation, cellular component: ESCRT III complex; multivesicular body. Bases 135 to 779 code for a protein of 214 amino acids.
AUUAAAGUGCUGCACUUCCGGCUUCUCUCCGAACCAGGAAAUAAACAAGUCGCUGGUCUGGUUUAAUUAACAGCCGGUGUCCUUUUAAAAUAGCAUUGGAUUAUAGCUAUUUGGCCAAAUUAUCCCCUGUCACCAUGGCCGGCUUCUUCAAGAAAAAGACAGUAGAUGAUGUGAUAAAGGAGCAGACCAAAGAGCUGAGAGGAACCCAGAGACAGAUCACCAGAGACAGAUCUUCCCUGGAGAAACAGGAAAAACAACUGGAGAUGGAGAUUAAGAAGAUGGCGAAGACGGGGAACAAGGAGGCGUGUACCAUCCUGGCCAAACAGCUGGUUCAGCUGAGGAGACAGAAGAACAGAAGCUACGCCGUCGGUUCAAAGGUCACCUCCAUGUCCUCUCAGACCAAACUCAUGAACUCUCAGAUGAAGAUGGCAGGGGCCAUGGCUACCACUACCAAAACUAUGCAGGCUGUCAAUAAGAAGAUGGACCCUCAGAAGAUGCAACAGACCAUGCAGAACUUCCAGAAGGAGAACAUGAAGAUGGAGAUGUCAGAGGAGCUGAUUAACGACACGCUGGACGAGAUCUUUGACGAGUCUGGAGACGAGGAGGAGUCUGAUAGCAUCGUUAACCAGGUUCUGGACGAGAUCGGCAUCGAGAUAUCAGGAAAGAUGGUGAACGCUCCUUCAACCAGCAGAAACAAACCCACCUCUUCUGCCACCAAAUCAGACGGCAUCUCAGACGAAGACAUCGAACGACAGCUCAAAGCCUUGGGAGUGGACUAACACACACACACACACACCCUGUGCCUGGACACACACACACACACACACACACCCUGUGCCUGGACACACACACACACACACACACACGACUCCCCCUGCUCAGUUUCUGACAUGCCUUUUCUGGGAUAUAGUGACACUAUUCUAUUUAUAUAUAUAUAUAUAUAUAUAGUCUAUAUGACUAUAGAUGGCACUUGAUGUAGUUGUAGAGGUCCUGCUGUGUAUUGGGUCUACGCAGUGGGCCACACAAGGAGAGUGAGUUUUGAAUAACAGGGCCACCACGUUCAGUAGCCUAACGCUGCAGAACGUUGCUGAUACAAUAAAAUGUAACGAAUAAGAGUCUCAUUCUACA